AAUAAAUUUUAAAUAAAGACCACAAGUGAUUUUGUUGUCUAUUGCCAAUUUGUGCUCAAUUUGUCAUAACCAAAAGCGAUAUUGUUUUAAUCAUUUUUAAGAUAUCUUUAAAAUUCAACCCACAACUCCUGAAGAAAUUAUUUAACAAAAACCGUCUACUUAUUUGUGCUCGUGGUCAAUUUUUUGUUUUCACUAAUUAUUUCUUGUGACAUUCGCUGUUUGGCUAUUUCGCGCCUAGUGGAUUCGCGUUGGCAACGCAUGUGCGAAGUUCUUAACCUCAAAACCAAACUACUCUUUUACAAAAUUAAGAUUUAAUAAUUCUUAUAACUUUUUACAAUGAUGAAACAGUUUAAAUCCCAGUUACGCGGUUCAAACCGCAUUAAAGAAGGUGAUAAACGCCGAGUGAUAGACGAGACCCAGCGGAGGCGGCGCCACAGAAAAGUAAUGGAGCUCUUGGAAUCAGACAAUUAUCAAGAUGAUCCUCAUGCCGACUUAGUAAUGAGCAAYAAAGUACCAAAAUUCGAGGACAAUUUAGAACAGAGGUCGACUCGGACAAAGAAAAGAGAACGAACGGCGGAAUAUUACCAAACAAAGUUUCGAAAGAACUUCCAACAACUGGUGGAUGAAGACAGGAUAGAGGCCGACAUAGCGGGUCGGGUGUCAUACAUAGACAUAGCCGCGGAGGAGUCAAACUUGCCACCGAGGCAUUUUUGCGCCGUUUGUGGGUUUUUUGGACACUAUUCGUGUGUUGCGUGUGGGAUGAGAUAUUGUAGUAUUAAGUGCAUGGAGACUCACAUGGACACAAGGUGUCUCAAGUGGACUGCAUGAUUUGUUGUUUUGCAUGUUUUUUUAUUUAAAAUGAUAUUAUGUAAAAUAGCUUGUGAUAAUUGUUUUUUUAUUCACUCUUUAUUUUUAUUAAAUAAUCAGACAAUAA
This is a messenger RNA of Tribolium madens (black flour beetle), 934 nucleotides long. RefSeq names its product zinc finger HIT domain-containing protein 1. Bases 337 to 828 code for a protein of 163 amino acids. NCBI's taxonomy places the organism in Eukaryota, Metazoa, Arthropoda, Insecta, Coleoptera, Tenebrionidae. Gene Ontology annotation, cellular component: Swr1 complex. The record is from RefSeq and is a predicted model, not a curated record. The transcript has a single exon. Gene Ontology annotation, biological process: chromatin remodeling. Gene Ontology annotation, molecular function: nucleosome binding.